This is a messenger RNA of Bemisia tabaci, 5900 nucleotides long. RefSeq lists its product as uncharacterized. NCBI's taxonomy places the organism in Eukaryota, Metazoa, Arthropoda, Insecta, Hemiptera, Aleyrodidae. The record is from RefSeq and is a predicted model, not a curated record.
CUGACUGCGCGCGCCCCCGACCAUCGAUUUUAUCACACCAACGAUACCUACCGAUCGCGGGGCAAAGUUGUCCUAUUGAGUCCUCUGGCUUUUACGCUAUGUUGUUAUAUAUUUAUAUUUAUGGUCCACUUCUCGAUCACCUCUUCUCAUUAGUGUUUUUUUGACUCGUGUUUGUUCGUCGCGCAAGUGUUAGGGUUUCAAGUGACUGAUGAACACGUUCGACCGCCUAUUUUCUCCACCAAUGGACAGAGCGGAAAGUGCCGAACGUGGUGUCUUUGCCUCAUUCACGGAAUCGAGGCAACGAUGAGUUAUAGACGUGGCAAGCUAGUUAUUAAAUAUAUUAGGUGUCUCCUGGAAAAUGGAGCAGGACAAGCCGGGAAAUGCGAAGAAAGAAAAGUUAGAAGUGUUGGCGCCGUUCGCGUCCCUGGAGGACUUGAGCCCGGAGAGUCCCUUGGCCGAGCACUUCGCCCCUUCGCUGCCGCAGAUCCCGGAGGAGCAGAAGAAGAUGAGCUCCACGGCCUCCGUUGCCGCCUCCACGGCGACCCCCGCCCCUCCCCCCGGCUCCAACAAUAACAACAACAGCUUGGGCAUCAGCUCCACGCCGAGGAUCGAUAUAUCGAGGGCCAGCAGCUCCUCGCACCAGGACGACAGCAGCCCGGAGAGGGAGCUCUUUGGAGAGAAAUCAGGGGACGGAUCCAACGGGGUAAAACUAGGACUUGGCUUUUCGGAGGAGAUGGCGGCCGAAUUACGUAGCAGCACGGAGGAACUAGAUUUUCAAGAUCCGAACGAAAUUAAAAGAAGGCGAUCAACAUUACAAACUCAACAAGCGAUCUUCGAUCCAAGCGAGAGGAAGGACUCAACAUGCAGCGUGGACUUCGGAUUCCUAUCAAUAAGCGGGAGGCAAAGCAGACUGUCGUCCAUCGGUUCUGGCGGUUCCGCAGCGUCAGGAGGUUCCCACUACUCGGCCGCAUCGCACUACUCAAACGCUUCGCACCUGAGCGCCAUGUCGAACCUCUCGAAGGCCUCGCGCGGUUCCUCGCCGCACCGGAUGCUGGUGGAGACCUCGUUCUGCGGCCCGAAACCCCUCGCCAACCCAGCUCCAGCAACAGCACCCCCCGCGAAGCCACCCGAGGCCGCCGCCGAGAACAAGCUGGUGGUGAUGAAGUCCAACUGGGUCGGGCGGAGUCACUCGGCCGGGAGCGCGGACACGAGGGAGCGGCAGGCCCGCAAGGAGGAGAAGGAGCACCGGCGGCACCGCAGCGUCACGCCCAAGAUCGACGACCCCAAGACCCAGCGCUUCGUCUCCCUCUUCAGCGAGGACUCCGUCGACAACAGCGCCGAGGCCUUCGCCGCCCACACCGCCGCCGCCGCCGCCUCCAGGGCUCCGCCUAAGUUCGAGAAUAGUGAUCUCGUCAAGUUUGUUUCUCUUUACGGCACCUCCACCGAGUCGGCCAACGGCGUGCCGCCUCCUCAAGGGCCGGCUCAAGGUCAAAGUCAAGGUCAACCCCAGGCUCAACCCCAAGCGGCGAGUCAGAAGAACCAAGGCCACGCGCAGGUGGGUCACGCGGGUCACCGGGUGACGCGGCCGAUCCCGGUGCCGUGCCCGAAGGUCCCGACGCCGGCCGAGCGGGAGAAGCAGCGGGAGAAGGAGAAACAGGAGCUCCAGAACUUCAGCUCGGAGAUCAAGUACAUGAAGCCGUUCACGAACAAGACGCUCAAGAACUUCAUAGCCAACGGAAACGGGAGCGGCGGGCAGACGGCGUCGUCCAAGAUGAAGAUGAUCCAGUACGACAAGGACGCCAAACACCUCUUCAUCUCGCUCAAGGAGGACAAAGUCGAGAAGCUGCCCGACUUCCCCUCCGCCGCGAACGGCACCGCCUCCUCCGCUACUGCCAUCCCCGCCAUUGGACUCGAGCCGGCCUCGCCUCCAGGGGAAAAGAAAACAACAAUGGAAAUCGACAACAAAACCCAAAUCUUCAUCUCCCUCCACGAGGACCCGCCCGGCUGGACACCCCCUAGCCGGACGCAACACAUCAGCCCGGCACCCUCCCUCCAAUCCCGGCGAUCUCGAACCCCCGAACUCGACGCCGAGCCACUCCGAGCACCCAGCCGGGAUCGAAGCCGGGAUAGCAGGGAUCGUAGCCGGGACAGCAGGGACCGAAGCCGCGACAGCCGCCGAGAGAGCAGGGACAACGAGCCGCUGGUGAAGAUCAUCCCCCUCCACGCCGGCGACGACGACGAUGAGGACAGUAAUCGUCUGAGGGUGGUCAACUACGCGGCCGGCUCCGAGAUCAGGAGCCUCCCGUCUAUACCGCUCUAUUCGUUGGACAUCGAGAGUGGUGCUAAGGUCUACACGCUGGAUUUGAAUAAUUAUGCGGACUCGAGGCCGGCCAGGAGCAUGUCCCAGCUCAGGGAGGCCACCAGGACGCCCAGCCCUUCCAGCAAGUAUAACUUCUUCCGUAGGAACUCUGAGUCCGCCAAGGGAUGCAGAGCUAAAUCAGAUAGCGGCUCCCGAUCGAGAAAAUCUUCCAUUUUUGGGAUUUUUAAAAGAAGCAAUAGCAUAAGGAGUAAUAAAUCUAGAUCGCCUAGCAUAGAACCCUCUAUCUCAAACACCGACUUCAAUUACAAGCAAUCACAAUUACAUUCCCAUUCGCAAUCACAAUCACAAACGAAACGGUAUAACGAUACAGCGGACACGAUCAUCAUCCCGCUGCACUCGCCGGACAGUGACGGCAAAGCGCCGGUCAGUAUUUGCGGCUCCACGAAUCCAGCCGAGGAGUGUGACAUCCGGCCGGCAUCUGAGUUCGAAACGCCUUCAAAGAGUCAAUCAGGCCACCGAGCCGACACGAGCGUCCAGUCGCCCGCCUCUAUACCCAACAGCGACUCCAUGGCCUCCGGCGACGAGAACAAGGGUCGCCAGAAUAUUACCACCACCGCUGAAAUAGUCACUCAUUCCGAAGAUGCAUUAGGAAAGUUGAAACGGCACGAUUCGAGAAGGAGCAGCGAGGAAACAUCUCAGGGACAAUAUUUUACGGAGCCAAUCGAGGAACCGAUCGUAGAGCGGAAAGUAAUCGCCGAGUCAACCAGCACCGAGUCACCGUUGACGCGAUCGAGGAGCAACGAACUCAAAAGAAUCAAACGCGAGUCGAUGGAGAAGCUGAAACGAAUCGACAGCACGACCUUACCGGAAAGGGACGAGCUCCCCGCCAUGCAGGAAACGGAAGUCCCGGAGGUUAGACCGGAAACUCCCGCGGGUGGACCCGUGGACAUGCCUGUGGGGGAACCAGAAGUUCUGCCGCAAGUCCAGGAAACGGAGUCUGGAGAUUCGGAAUUCCGGCGGUCGAAACGCGGGAAAUCGGAGGAUAGACGACGGCGAGAAAGUUCCAGGAGUCGAGGAGAGGAACAUUCCGAAAGGAGGAAAAGUAGGGAAGAACACUCUGAACGAAGGAAAAGCAGGGGCGAGCACUCUGAAAGGAGGAAAAGCAAAGAGGAGUCCCUGGAAUCCAGGAGGAGUAGGAAAGAACACUCACAUUCGAGGAAAAGCAGGGAAGAUUCCUCCGAUUCGAGACAUAGUAGGGAGGAAUCCGCCGAUUCGAGGAAAAGUAAGGAGGAAACCUCUGACAGGCGGAAAAGUAGGGACGAGUCUUUCGAUAGGAGGAAAAGUAGGGAGGAAUUCUUCGAGUGUAUGAGAACUAAAACAGAGUCUCCACCGAUUCGAGAUGAAUUCGCUGAAAGGAGGAGAAGUAGGGAAGAAUCGACUGAAAGGUUAAAGAGUAAAAUAGAGGGUUUGGAAAGCAGGAUUAGCAGAGAGGCGUCCGCCGAAAGGGGGAGCAGUAGAGCGGCGUCCUCUGAAAGGACGAAAAGUAGAGAGGAGCCUCCCAACUUAAAAAGUAGUAGGGAAGAAAGGGAUGAUCUUAAGUCCAGUAAGGAGGACGCGGAUGAACCCAAGUCGAAAUCUUCUGAGUCGGGCAGCGAAAUUAAUCUGAAAAUGGAGGAUGCCGGUGAUGACAUCGAGAAGAAGAGCUUGGUCAAUCAGCCUGAAUCCCUGGAGGACGAGCUCCCUUACGUACCCACAACACUUCCUCUUGAAAGGUCUGUCGGACUGCCAAUCGUUCCCGUGAAACAGAGAGCGGGCGACUUGGUGAAAACGUGCCCGAUCGACCGCCCCCGCUCAACGACCCCCCUGACCCCCGCCUCACUGGACAUGUUCUGUGCCUCCAGCUCACCCAUCACCUCACCGAUGCCUGACAAAUUACUCAUCGUUCUCCCCGGGGUGGACCUCUCGUGCGAGAAAGUGAGGGUGCGGUCCCCGUCGCAGCCAAGCUCCUGGCAGGAACUAGCCGAGCAAGUACAGAGCAAUUCUCGGCGCGCCUCAAGCGCCUCCACGUCACCACCACCCCUCCCGCCACGCAUGUCCACAUUCCACCCUACGCGACCGGCGCCCAUGUCGGCGCCCCCCAUCCCUUCCCCCGCUCCAUGGGUCUCCUUCGAGGAGAUGGCCGAGAGGCGGCGCUCGCCCAAGAAGAUCACCACGCUCCCGGCCCGCCACUCGCCGGCCACCGGGGCUUCCAGGAGUCGUAGCCGGAGUCGCAACCACAGUCACAACGUCAACUCUGCCGCAGGAACGGGAUCGGGGGCAGGGUCGACAACCGUUUAUAACUAUGUAAACCCGGAGGACUGCAGCUGCGAGUGCCACGAUUCCCGUAUUCCAGUAGACAAGAAACAGACCCCCGGACACAGCUAAUGGAUCGCUGGAUAAGGUUAGGUUUCAAAAAUCACAUACAGAUAUGUAAAGAAUCAAACACCACAGUUUGCGGUUUUACUCGAGAAUUUUCAUGUCCGACCUCUCUGGUGGACUCGAUAUACCGUGUGCCGCUCCUAGUUGAUUUGCAUGCCGUAAAUGAGAACCACAGCUAAUUUUUGGAACUAGUUCCAAAUCAUGAAAUAAAGGAACGGCUCCAGUGAAGAUGCUUACAUUGGUUGCAAAAGUGGAACCGGUUCUAGAACUGGCUUAAAAUUUCAUCGCUCGGAUCGCUUCUCAUCAACUUAAAAAAGGAUGCUUCCCAGCCAAAUUGUUUCUUACAGAGAGCGGCACUGGUACACGUGGAGGACUGUCACGUCGUCUCUGGAUGAUAUGUUUUUCCUUCUUUAAAUUUUCAUUCCAUUAGCAAUCUUCAGUAUAACUAAAGUUCCUUAAAAAUUUAACAGAAAAUAAUGUGAAAUUCUAAAAAAUAUAUUUGAUGCUAGUUGAACCUGAGAAAUUGCAUUCACUAUUCGAACCUCCAUGGACUCACCGAGACUGCUUGGAAAUCACACGAAGAAUAAUUUAAAGAUGAAUAACCAAUAAAGUAAUAAUAAUGAUGUUCGGAUGAAUGAACUGAAUCUGUUGUUUCCCUUCGAUUUGAUUUGCAAACUUUCUUGCCGGUGAAUAAUUCUCUUUAAAUGUAUCAUGAAAGAGACGUCACAUCGUCUCGAGCAGAAGUUUGUGUAAGACAUUGAAGUCCUUGUUAUAAUUAUGUACAUUUACUUUGUUGUAAAAUCGUUUGCACAAAUUUCCGGAGCACCCUCCUCAGUGAAGACCCCUAAAUAUAUACUUCGUCGAAUGUAUUUUCUCUUUGACGAAAUGUUAGGUAUUUUCUCUUUCUUUUUUUCCGACUGUAUUUGAUGCUUGUCUUUCAACUUUUGAUUGUUUUUUUUUUAGAGAUGCUAUCUCGUGUAGGUAAAUACCCAUACACACAGACGGCAUUGCGUAAUAGUCGUUUUCUGAACGGAAGAACGUAACUGGAUUCCAACGUUGCAAAAUUUCUAUUGGCAAUUUCCAAGUUUACAGUUGAGUGUUUUUAACUGAAAACACUAACUUUUUCUCUCAUUAUUUGAAAAAAAUUGGCACCGUUUUGGAC